Molecule: messenger RNA, 1244 nt
Organism: Dufourea novaeangliae
Lineage: Eukaryota; Metazoa; Arthropoda; Insecta; Hymenoptera; Halictidae
Product: cell division cycle protein 123 homolog
Exons: 6
Coding region: 24-971 (315 amino acids)
Cellular component (GO): cytoplasm
Source: RefSeq, a predicted model, not a curated record
UAGGAUCUGAUUUAAAUAGUAACAUGAUCAGUGACUUAAAACCUGAAUGUUCGUUUCCAUCCUGGUAUCCACAAUUUCGUAAAGACUCUCUGAAGGCAACUAUUCUUCAUAUUCCUAAUAAGGUACUUGAGUAUUUGGAGCAUGAUGCAUUUUUGUUACCUGUUGAGGCAACAAAAGAACCAAUAGAAACUCUAGAAUGGGCAGACGGUUCUCCUGUAAUACACGAAGAGCUUUCUUCUGAACUUCAGCCAACAUUUCCAGAAUUUAGUCAAAAGAUUCAAAAUGUUAUCGAUGAAUAUGGAGCAGUUUUUAUUAAAAGCAAUUGGAGUUCACCCUAUGAUGCAACUUGGGUUGCACCAACAAAAACACUUAAGUGUAAAACAUUAGAAGAAGUUUAUUUGUUACUCAAAAGUUCAGACAGAAUUGCAAAGGAUUUAGGUAACAUAAAAAGUUACAUGGCUAGUGACACUCCUUUGGCAUCAUGUAUUGUGUUAAAGCAAUGGAGAGACAUUAAUCCAUGUACAGAAUUUCGAUGCUUCGUAAUUGAAAAUGAACUUAUAGCAAUUAGUCAACGAGAUAUAUCACAGUACCACAGCUACAACGAAUCGGAAAAAUAUAAUAUUCAAACGGAUAUCAAAAGCUUGUUCAUGGAACGUAUCAAAGACAGAUUUCCAUUGAACGAUUAUUCGUUUGAUGUAAUUCGCUAUAAGAAGGAAAAAGUGAAGAUAGUUGACUUUGGUCCUCUGAAUGAAUCCUCUACCAAAGGAACACUUUUUACAUACGAGGAAUUACAAAAUCAGAUAAACGACACGCCGGAAUUUAGAUUUAUCGGCGAGGAGAUUGGUAUUCAACCCAAACCCUCGAAUCAUUUUUGUAUUCCACAAGAAAUAAAUGAAUUUUUUCAAUCGAACGACAGCUUAUCAUUAUUAGACAUCAUUCGAAGAGAAGUUGAAAAUCAACGGAAAGAAUAAGAGACUGUCAUUUCCAAUGCAGCGAAUUCAAUUUAACUCGAUUUAUCGUGCGGGCGACAAAUAAUCUCAAUACUUUCUGUCCGAGUAUACGGAACAUAGAAUUAUAAACAUAUGUACAUAUGUAAAACGGAUUGUGUAUCGUUAACACACCAUUUUGUUAUUUUCUCUUUCGUGUCGUGAACGUUCACAGAUUUUUGUUCUUCCAUGAAACAUGUUUCUUACCUUCGAGGUGGACCGUUAUACACGCAGAGACGAAUAAAUACGAAAAAAACU